Clarias gariepinus (North African catfish) is the source of this 2970-nucleotide messenger RNA. RefSeq names its product G protein-coupled receptor, class C, group 5, member C (gene gprc5c). Gene Ontology annotation, biological process: G protein-coupled receptor signaling pathway. The transcript is spliced from 5 exons. NCBI's taxonomy places the organism in Eukaryota, Metazoa, Chordata, Actinopteri, Siluriformes, Clariidae. Gene Ontology annotation, cellular component: extracellular exosome; intracellular membrane-bounded organelle; signaling receptor complex. Gene Ontology annotation, molecular function: protein kinase activator activity; G protein-coupled receptor activity. The record is from RefSeq and is a predicted model, not a curated record. Bases 255 to 1529 code for a protein of 424 amino acids.
CGCCACACUGCAAACAUGUACGGACCGACGCGUAUGAAGAUAUGAAGCGCUACACAAAAAGCGGAUUAUCAAAACUAGUUUAGAACCUUUACUUAUCCUUUGAGUCGUUUCUUUGUCUUCUUAAAGUGAAACAUAGUUUCAUAUACUGAACAGAAUUGAUUGAAAAACGGUAGAUAGAGAGAAAGAGACGCCAAGAGGAGCUUUUAACGUUACAUCUCAUCUCUGACUACAGCUACAUUUAAGUGCUUUCAGCAAUGGAUAGCUUGGCUCCCAGAUCAUUCUGGAACCUUCUACUUGUCCUGGUUAUUGCAGUUGUGCCAGCUUCAACAGGGGCACCACAAGGCUGCGGUGCCAACGUGAGCUCUCUGUACUAUAACCUGUGUGAUCUUGGUGCAGUAUGGGGCAUCGUGGUGGAGGCAUUGGCCACUGCAGGAGUGUUGGUUUCCCUCAUACUUCUGAUGGUUCUUCUUGCUAGCUUGCCAUUUAUGUCGGGUAGCUCUCGACGCAAGUUGGUACCAUUGGAUGCCGGGUUCCUUGUGGGCGCCCUGGGCCUUUUUGGGCUGGCAUUUGCUUUCAUUUUGAGCAAGGACUUUUCCACAUGUAGCUCCCGCCGCUUCUUAUUCGGUGUGUUCUUUGCAGGCUGCUUCUCCUGCCUUCUUAUGAAAGCCGUAAGUCUGAACUUUCUGUCCAGGCGCAACAAGGUACCCCGACCCUGGGCACUAUACUUUGGAGCCUUGGCGAUUUGGUUGGUCGAAGUAAUCAUCAACACAGAAUGGCUGAUUAUCACCAUAGUCCGUCAGCCCAGUAAUGGCAGUUAUAAUCUGCCUGUGCCAUGCUUGAUUGCCAACGCAGACUUUGUUAUGUCUUUGAUUUAUGUUAUGUUGCUUCUGGUGGCCGUCUUUGUGGCAUCCAUACCGAUCCUUUGGGGCAAGCACCAGCGCUGGCACAAGGAAGGAGUCUUUAUGCUGGUCACUGUGAUGUUUUCACUGGGCAUUUGGGUGGCAUGGAUCGUCAUGUAUACUUAUGGCAAUAACCAGAACAAAAGUCCCACAUGGGAUGAUCCAACUCUCGCUAUAGCACUGGUGGCCAAUGCCUGGGUGUUCCUGCUCAUUUACACAGUGCCCGAGCUGUGCCAGAUGACUGAAGAAUCAGAGGAGACAUCAACCAUCCCCACAGAUGCCUACACGAUCAGUGGUGUGGGAUAUGAGAACAUCUUAAAAGAGCAAAGCUCACCGAGCGUAGUUGUGGAAAAUAAGGCCUUCACUAUGGACGAACCCAAACCAGAUAACAAGCCAGUGUCUCCAUACAGCGGCUAUAAUGGACAGGUGCGUAGUUCUGUGUACCAGCCCACAGAGCUUGCCCUUAUCACCAAAGGAAUGACCAAUCACCCGUUGAACUUUUCAUUUGAUACUUCGAUCCCAAGAGCCUCUCUGGCCCCUCCCGUCAGUCAGAGUGGCAGCAUCAGCCCGAGCCCAUCCGACAAUGGACAGAGACCCGUCACUAAUGGUAAUGGCUUGCAUUGGAAAUAACAGUGGUGAACCUAGCCAAGACUUUCUUCUCUGGAUGCCUUACACUGUUCUUUUUCUCAACAAAAGUUUCAUUAUUUUUUACCUUGGCCAUGGAUCUUUUCUCAAGCCAAAGAAAAUUCACCUUGGAGUAAGUGGGUGUCAAUUUGCCCAAUAGAGACAGUAUAUGGGCAUUCUGUCUUCAGUGAUGCUGAGUAGGAAAUUUAGCCCAGGAGAUGAGACUGUUCCUGUAUUACCCAGUGGCUAUCUUAGCCGCUUUAAUACUAUGCAUUUACAGAAAAGAGAAUGAAUGGAUAAAUAGUCUACUUGAUUUUGAUACAUGAUGAUAAUAAUGUGAAAUAAUCAGCCUGUUAUUGGAUUUCUACACUCUUAAAAUAUUAGCUGUACCUUUUGAUUUUUGCACAGGUGGUACCCGAAAGAGUUUUUUUUUUUUUUUGAGACCUUUUAAUAUGUAUCUCGGCUGCACAGUGCCGUAGAGGUUGGCACUGUGGGCUCGCACCUCCAGAGUUGAGGGUCCGAUUCCCGCCUCAGGUCUGCAUAUGUGAGGAGUUUGCAUUAUUUCCCUGUGCUUGGUGAGUGGCCUCCGGCUACUCAGUCCGAAGAUGUGCAGAUUAGGCUAACUGGCAUUCCCUAAUUGCCUGGUGUGUGUGCGCGCGUGCGUCACCCUGUGUUAGAUUGGCUACCUGUCCAGGGUGUACCCCGCCUCAUGCCCUUAGUCUCCUGGGCUUGGCGCCAGGUCCUCAUGAACCUGUACAUAGGAUAAGUGGUACAGUAUAGAAGAUGAUGAAUUAAUGUAUCUCUCACCUGGAAACAUGGAAGUAGUGGCUUUUCAGAAAUAGUUAAAUGAACUAUAAACAUGCCAAAUACAUAUGUAUUAAAGGUACAAAAUAACUACCCCUAAAGGUACUAGAGGGGUCCAGAGAGAAGGAAGCAGUUUAAUACUUUUUUUUCCUCAGAGUUUAUAUCUGAAACCUUUAUUCAUCUGCUUCAAACCGUACUAUUUAAAUAAUAGUGUAUCGGUAUGAAUGCACUACCUUUUAAAGGUACGUCUCUAAAAACUGAUACUAAACUGUUUUACAUUUCAUGGCACAAUGUUUAACAUUUCAUGGUACAAUGUCUUAUUGGUACCCUCAAACAUUUACACUGUUAGUAUCUUUUUGUCUUUUCUUGUAAAGCUCAGUUGAGGUACAUUUGAUCUUAAGGACUGCUAUCUUGAGGUACUUUGUACUUUUCUGUACUUUUCUGUUAAAUAGGUAUCUCUCACGGUAAUCUUUUUUGAUUGCUGUAUUUUUAUUAGUGCCUAAGUAAAUUAAUAUUGUAUUGUAGUUAUUUUAAUGCUAAAAUGUGUUCAGUAUUGCAGCACAUUACUCAUAACAGAACUUUCCCCAAUGAUUGUAAAAAAUAUUGGUCAUAAACUUGACUGAAUAAAAUACAUAUGUAUGUA